This is a messenger RNA of Pelobates cultripes (western spadefoot toad), 528 nucleotides long. NCBI's taxonomy places the organism in Eukaryota, Metazoa, Chordata, Amphibia, Anura, Pelobatidae. The record is from the annotation of a GenBank genome assembly.
AUGGUGGCGGGGCUACUCACCUGUGAAGUCGGGCCUACGUUACCUUGCCUUGCGCACUCCAGCCCAGCUGAUCGCGUGCUACAGCGGCUCGAGGGCCAUUUUGCAUGCUUCUGGGCUUCCUUGGAGGCACGCCUGCAGCAUAUUGAGCCCCAACAGCGAACCGUGAGUGGUGACAGCGGGUCCCGAGGGAAGACAAAGCCGCCUUGGGGUAACCCCUUACCCCCUACUCAUCCAUCUACCACGACAAGCCUGCCCAAGCCAAGAGCCAAGCGGAACACGACCUUGAAGCGGCAUCCAUGUAGACGGAGGCGCUGCCACCGCCUGAUGCAACACACCACUUGGGUAUUACGCCCCACUUCAUCGGAGAAAGAAAAAGACAGCUGGCGGGCUCGGAUCUGCAGCAGACAACUGCAGGCCAGGGAUUCAGCCUGGGGCCGGAGGCAGAAUUAUUACAUUUUCGGGACUUACGCUGCCUUCUUGAACCCCCACUUCCAGGGUUUCAGAUUCCCAGAUGUGGGAAUCGACUGA